GCCAAUAGCGGCCGGGAGGGGGCGGGACCGGCUGGGUCCUCUGCAGCAGCGGCGGGGCUCGCAGGUGUCCGGUCUGGUUGGCACCCCCAGCCUGCCAAGCAUGAAGCUCCUAUGUUUGGUGGCCGUGGUCGGGUGCUUGCUGGUGCCCCCAGCUCAAGCCAACAAGGUGAGGGAGAGCUCUGAAGAUAUCCGUUGCAAAUGCAUCUGUCCACCAUAUAGAAACAUCAGUGGGCACAUUUACAACCAGAAUGUGUCACAGAAGGACUGCAACUGCCUGCACGUGGUGGAGCCCAUGCCAGUGCCCGGCCACGACGUGGAGGCCUACUGUCUGCUGUGCGAGUGCAAGUAUGAGGAACGCAGCACCACCACCAUCAAGGUUACCAUUGUCAUCUACCUGUCAGUGGUGGGGGCCCUCUUGCUCUACAUGGCCUUCCUGAUGCUGGUGGAUCCUCUCAUUCGAAAGCCGGAUGCAUACACCGAGCAGCUGCACAAUGAGGAGGAGAACGAGGAGAUCGGAAGACCGUCUUCGAUCGGCACAAGAUGCUCAGCUAGAUGGGCCGACGAGGUUGGGUCAAGGACCAGAGGCCACGGCCGCCAGCUUCUGGGGCUGGAUGGAGCCAGAUGCCCCCUCCCCCCACUCGGUGCCACCCUUCCCAGGUUUUCUGUUUAGAAGCCUGUGGCCAUUUUCCCUCUCCUCUCUCUUUUUAGGAAAGUCCUAGUCAGCUGAUUGAAUCUGGGAAGAGUGAUGGGGUCCCUGAUCUCUGGUUUGCCUGCUCACAUCUUGGGCUUAAGGGGAGGGGGUGGUGGCCAGAGCAGAGCAGAGACACCUCAGGUGGCCUCAGGAUUGGAACGGUCUGUACCUCCUUACUUCACCCUGGCCACCCUUGCAGCUCCAGAUCUCGGAAUGUUCUUACCCUUCGCAGGAUGGAGCUGGGCCAUCGAGGACUCAGUGUGCGGGAGGAAGGCAGUCAGCAUGUUCUCCUUUCUGCUGUGGUUCUUAUGGCCACCUUCCUCCCAGCUCCAAUACCUCAGUCCCGCUCAGCCUGGUUCCAGCCCUCAGGAUGGUUCUGAUGGGGCAGCUGAUGCCACUGAGCCGCACUGUGUCUUCAGGGCACACCCACCCGCUUGCCCCCACCCCCACUCUCCCGCAUUCUUUCCCCAAGGCAUGGUGGUGCUGAUGCACCUUGCUCACUCUGCCACCUGGGCCCUCGCCCCCACCUCAGGAGGCCGGGCUGUCCCCCCAUCUCCCCAUGUCUGCACUGAGCCAGUUGGUGGGACCACGUGACCAUGGGCUGAGCAGCGGCUCUAAAUGCUAUAGCUCCUGUCCCUGGAUUUCCACUCGUCUCUGAAUUUCAUUGUACCAGUGCAUGGAGAGAAACGUUUGUCCUUCUGUUGUCUGUACAUCAAGGAAGCCAUCAUUAAAUUGUCUUCUUUCUCUCA
Messenger RNA from Herpailurus yagouaroundi (jaguarundi), 1440 nucleotides. It is a transcript of the gene TMEM9, whose product is annotated as transmembrane protein 9. The record is from RefSeq and is a predicted model, not a curated record. The coding region runs from base 101 to 670 and encodes 189 amino acids. Gene Ontology annotation, cellular component: lysosomal membrane. Lineage: Eukaryota; Metazoa; Chordata; Mammalia; Carnivora; Felidae. The transcript has 7 exons.